Molecule: messenger RNA, 843 nt
Organism: Coniophora puteana RWD-64-598 SS2
Lineage: Eukaryota; Fungi; Basidiomycota; Agaricomycetes; Boletales; Coniophoraceae
Exons: 3
Coding region: 1-843 (280 amino acids)
Source: RefSeq, a predicted model, not a curated record
AUGCCUCACAAGCGUGCCAAGCGCUCUGCUAGGGAGAACGAAAAGACUCUUCGGGGACCUGACCUUCCACCCUCUCAAAUCGCGCAUCACACCAAAGCCACAAAGAAAACGGGCGUCACCACGAAAGCGAGCAAACUUGACGAGGAGCCUAUACCCAAGUCCGCCGCACGCAUCCUGAACGCUGCGUCGAUCCGCGGGUCAUACAAGAAGCGCAAGUUGGAUGAUGAUGGAGAGGAGGGUGGGAAGCAGGGCAGGAAGCGUUCUAAGGGGGACGGCGAAGGAUUAGAGAUGUUGAAGCUCCAGCCUGGGGAGACGAUCGCUCAUUUCAACAAACGAGUCAACCAAGGCAUGGUCUCGUCGAUCAAGUCUGCGAUCGCGACUUCGUCUGCCCACACUCGCAAGGUGAACAAGACUGAACAAGACGAGAAACUCGAGAAGGCCGCUGCUAAGAAGAAAAAGAAGGCCUCACCCAAAGAUCAAGCUCAAGGCCCCGACGGCGACACAUCCGACCCUGAAGGAUCGUCUCAAAAACCCAAAUCCUCUGUCCCCGUCCCUGCUCCUCGUCAAGAAAUGCCCCGAGCAACCGAAUUCCAGGUCGCAUUAACCUCCGCCCCGCGUCGGCUCAACGACAUCGCGCAAGCGCCUCCUACGCUCACUGUUGGAAAGCUCACGAAGAAAAAGGCAGCUGCCGCCGCUGCUGUCGUACAGUCGUCGGAGACCGAAGGCGCCGGUUUGCGUUCAGGUGUCGUUAGCAUGGCGCAGAAGCUGCGGAUGGAGGAGGAGCGCGAGAACGCCAUCCGUCGAUAUCGGGAGCUGAAGGCGCGUAGACUGCAGAGCUCAUGA